Botrytis cinerea B05.10 is the source of this 610-nucleotide messenger RNA. RefSeq lists its product as hypothetical. The transcript has 2 exons. The coding region runs from base 223 to 552 and encodes 109 amino acids. NCBI's taxonomy places the organism in Eukaryota, Fungi, Ascomycota, Leotiomycetes, Helotiales, Sclerotiniaceae. The record is from RefSeq and is a predicted model, not a curated record.
GAGAGAUGCAGCCAUCCACAAAGAUAUUAUCAAAGAAAAAUCCAACCAUCCCAUUCAUCCCAUGCUCUGAAAUUCCCGCCAUAACAUAAAUAUCUAACAAUCAACAUCUAACUUUAGCUCUUCAACCCUCAUCCCUUCCCACCAAAACCAACUUCUCUCCCAUCUCCCCACGUGCACGCGCUUACCUUACCAGCUACCUCAAACUUCCCCGCGAACCUCAAGAUGCCACGCCGUCGCCCCAAUAUGGCAGGGGACUUUGAUGCCUAUUUCGGGAACGUGAGUGAUCUGCGGAAUUGGCAGAAAUUGUGCGCGGAUGUGAACAUUCCUGGAGCGUGGAAUUUGGAGAGUAUCAAUGCUUGUAAAAAGGCACUCUCACAAGUCCACGUCAAUAUUUGCCAACUGUUGGAAGCCUAUCGGGAUAACAAGCCAGUGCGCCGUUUUUCAGAUAAGAAUGAGCUUCUUCAGUAUACGAUUGAUCAUCACAAGUUUUAUCCAUUAAGUAAGGCGAAGAAAGGGGGCCCGGUUAGGGGAUUGCUAUUUAAGAGGGGAUAGACGGGGAGGGGAUAAAGGAAGGAGAGAUUGAGAGGUGGGAGAAUAUGGAUGGAAUGCA